CUCGAACACUGCCUUCCUUCGCCAUGUCAACGCCUUCUGUCAAACAUGCAUUUUGGGGGAGUCUAUCUUGCGAUUUCCUCCCUCUGGAAAGCAUUCAUAAUUUCCGUUUUUCCUCAGUUUGCUUUGAAAUAACAGAUAAAUUAUUUCCUAAAGCAGAAAAACUGCAAGUAUAUAGUGUUAGGGAAUUUUUUAUGAACCUCGGCGUAGCUUUGGCCUGACUUGGAGGGAGGAUAAGCGCAAGACAGAACAGCAAAAUUCGCACGGGAUAAAUGCGCGAGACAUUGCGAGAGUUGUGAGGAUACAUUUCCGGGUUCCUAAAUCAGCUGAGGGGUGGACAACAGGUGAAGAUAGUUGUUGCUAAAAGACCACAACAGGAAUCGGUUUUAUCUGCAAACUGCCAACGAUAGAAAGUCAUAGAAUGCUGCCUAUAGUCUUCGUAACAGGUUUUGGACCUUUUGGAGAUCAUGAAGUCAAUGCCAGCUGGGUGUCCGUUCAGGAAAUGGCAAAGCUUGGCCUAGGAGAGGAUGUGGACCUCCGAGUUGAAGAGCUGCCUGUGUACCUGUGUGACUUUUCCUACUACACUUCCUUACACUGUGGUUCGAGGAAUGCAGCCUUCAUACAUGUUCCACCUCUCGACAAGCCUUUCUCUGCACAAGUGCUUGGCUCAGCUCUAAGGGAAAUCAUCUUAACCAUGCUGAAAUUCCUCAAGGAGAAAAAAGAGGAGGGAACAGCUGGCCUCUCUUUGCAAAAUCACUGUUGACACCAAGCACAAUAUUAUGAAGUCUUGAUGAGCAAGAUAUUCAUUGGCAUCGUGUUGGUGUGCAAUGGUGACUGUGAUUUUGAUGUGUAUUAAAUCCCAAAGUGCUCUUGUUUUUCUACCUCUAUAAGGCUCUUAAGGUAUUUUAAAUUGUUGAAGGGACAAUGUUGACCUGUGUGGAAUUAGCCAUCAUAUCUACAGUCAUUCAGAUCAUCCCAGAAUAGCUAUAUAGGCAGCAAUACUGUGCACAUUGUUUUCAAAGGCUUUUGAUUGUGUUUUAAUUUUCCAAACAUUACAUACAUGUACAUACUAGUUUAUGUCAUUGUGAAAAAACUACAGGAGAAAUACAACGUACAUAAAUUGGUAUUUUUGUAAGGGUUUAAUGUAUUGAGAGGAAAACUCUUCUUACUUUUCACUGUUAUGUAAUUGUUCUGCUUAUUUCAGUAUGAAGUUCUAUGAAUAAGUGUGCUUAUUUGUAUUUUUCAAUUCUACAUUCAAUAACAAAAAAAUCAAAGAAAUUAUAUUAAGGGCAGAAUAUGGAACAGUACAUCCUUGCCUUAUUUAGAUGUGCUCCUCAUGUCUCUGCCCAAGGUCCAAUUAACUGAAUAAAGUAUGCCGUGGAAGUUGUAGAUAGUGAAUGUUGAUACAGCUUACAUUGACAUGAAAGAAUUCAAUAGUGACUAAUGAAAAGUUGCCACUUUUGCCAACAAUGGAAAUCAACUGCCUUGCUCUUUGCCUUAUAAAUUAGUCUUGCGUAUCUGAAUGUAUGCUGUACAAAAAUGAUAGAUCACUAUGAUGUUUUUUAAGUAUCUACAGGGCUGGUUUUACUGUAAUCAUAUCAUACAUUUAUUUUAACUGUAAAGUUGUCCUGUGUGCCAAAGGUGAGCUGUUGUACUGUUCCUAAGAAAAGUUAAUAUACAGAUUGGAUUGAAACAGUAGUCAGCUAUGUGGCUGUUUGUUGCUGUAAUGUUUUACAGUAUAACAUUCUUGUUGCUUUAUAUGUAUAUACUACAUGUAUUGUCCAAUCUAGCCUACAGUUUUAACAAUAUUCUUUGUUA
This is a messenger RNA of Branchiostoma floridae (Florida lancelet), 1815 nucleotides long. Its product is annotated as pyroglutamyl-peptidase 1-like. Gene Ontology annotation, biological process: proteolysis. Lineage: Eukaryota; Metazoa; Chordata; Leptocardii; Amphioxiformes; Branchiostomatidae. Gene Ontology annotation, molecular function: pyroglutamyl-peptidase activity. Gene Ontology annotation, cellular component: cytosol. The record is from RefSeq and is a predicted model, not a curated record.